Molecule: messenger RNA, 915 nt
Organism: Daphnia magna
Lineage: Eukaryota; Metazoa; Arthropoda; Branchiopoda; Diplostraca; Daphniidae
Product: proline-rich receptor-like protein kinase PERK2
Exons: 1
Coding region: 145-681 (178 amino acids)
Source: RefSeq, a predicted model, not a curated record
UACUCCCAGUUGUACAGGCCCCCCGUCUGAAAGUAAAACGAGGAAAAUGUUGCGUUCAAAAUCGUGACUUGUUUCACGGGCGUUUGCGUACAAGAGACGAAUGAUCAAGAGCGACGUCAGUUAGCAUCGAGUAAUUCAUCAAGAAUGGUGCCCAUCGAGAAGGAUAAAGAAGAUGUUGAUUCCAAUAAACGGCCAACACCUUAUUCAUUACCACCCAAACCCAAUUGGAAGUCCUUGUUCAACGGUACCCAAAUCCUUCCACAAAAGUUGUCCAUGUUACGUCCCUCCGAACUCAAAGUGUCCAACAAACCGCCUCCGUUGCAGAAUGUCAUCAGUCCGAUAUCACCUGAAUCGCCAUCUACAUCGGCCCAAACAUUCCCAGUUCCUAUGCCGAGGAAAACGAGUUCCAGUGACUCGACGCCACACACGCCCGUGCCUCUUCCUCGCACAAUAUUCAACUUGCCACCGAUCGAUUCGACUUCAGUGCUACUAGGAAGAAGCACCAGCCUUCCAACAGAGAGAAAAGAGCCCCAAGUGAAGCUGAGAUUGGCUCACAGCCUGUCCGAUCCGCCCAAUCAGCCCGUGAAAAAAGACGAUCCAGGGCCGGCCCUUCCAAAAUCGCCCAUAACGACACCUUUGGAAGAUCUAAACGAAGAGGAAGACGGAGAUACGUGGCUUUGAAAUGAUCUAUUCAACUGAAGAGUCAUAAGAAUUUGUAGUUUCUAAUUUAAGUCAUUCAUGCAAUUUCAUUUGGGUUUGUGUACAGUUUAGUAGAAUCUUCUCGUCCUUAAUUUUGUUGUCUAGUACAGAAAUGAAUUUUCUAAUCGUUGAUAUCGCUUAAAUGUAACGGCGUCAUAACUGGUCACGAGAUAAAAUAGAGCAAGACCAACAAAACUAAAUAAAAACGAAACAUUA